Lucilia sericata (common green bottle fly) is the source of this 1354-nucleotide messenger RNA. RefSeq lists its product as uncharacterized. The coding region runs from base 95 to 1234 and encodes 379 amino acids. The transcript is spliced from 2 exons. Gene Ontology annotation, molecular function: zinc ion binding; DNA-binding transcription factor activity; RNA polymerase II cis-regulatory region sequence-specific DNA binding. The record is from RefSeq and is a predicted model, not a curated record. Gene Ontology annotation, cellular component: nucleus. Gene Ontology annotation, biological process: regulation of transcription by RNA polymerase II. NCBI's taxonomy places the organism in Eukaryota, Metazoa, Arthropoda, Insecta, Diptera, Calliphoridae.
UUUACAUUAUUAAUUGUUUAUAUCCCAAGCAAAAAAGAAAAAUAUUAAUCUAUUUCUUUAUAAGUGCAAACAAUUAAGAAAUUAUAACAGAAAAAUGGAUUUUAAUAUAAAUUUAUCAACUUUACAACAACAAUGCCGUAUUUGUUUACAAAAUGGCCAUGUAAAUAUAUGGAAUUGUAAAGUUUCUUUAACAGAGGAAGAAAAUUCCUUGAAUAUGGAGGAUUCCGUGGAAAAAACCUUUUUGGAACUAAUGGACAUAUUUUACAAUAGUCAAGAUUUAUUAAAUUUAACCGAUGAAUUUCCUUUGCUCUGCUGGCAAUGUCUGGAGGAUUUAAAAUAUUGUUAUAUUUUCUAUGAAAAACUUAAAUUAGCCAAUAUACAAUUAAAAAAUCUUUAUCAGGAAUCGUUAAAUCAAUGUAUUGAAGAAGAACAUCUUUUAGAAGUGGUGGAAGAAAAAGAUUUGCCGGAAUUUGAAGCCACUACAGAAGUAAAACCUACAGAAAUGUUAGCUCAGGAUAAACACAUACUUCUCCAAGAAAUAACUCCCAACACUGAAGAAAAUCAACUAAUAACUUUCCACAAAACCAAACGUUCGCAACAUAUUGCUUUAAAUAAAAAUGAUUCCUUUAUUGUAACACAAUUUAUACCCGAAACACUAGAGGCAAAUGAAAGGAAGCUAUCAUCAACCAAAGAAGAUGAGGAAGAGUGUCCUGCCUCUCAAAAUCUAUUAACAGUUAAUUUAAAAGCUGUUGAAGUUAGAGAUGUAAAGAAUUUAGAAAAUCUUGAAACUUCUCAGCAGCCGCAAACAGAUUUUACCGAACCUGCUGUCUAUAUAUGUCAAUAUUGUCCUCAAGCUUUUGCCAAAUCCGACUAUCUUAAAACACACAUACAAAAAUCUCAUGUUUGUAAAUUUUGUACCCAAACAUUUAGCAUAACAGAGGAACUCUUCAAACAUAUACGUGAGAUACAUACCGAACAUAAAUGCGCCAUUUGCCACAAGUUGCUAAGUUCUCAUACAAAUUUGAGACAUCAUAUUAAAAGAGUACAUCGCAUAAAGCUACCCGCCAAAGUGACGUUACUUGAUUUUAUCAAAUCUACAAAUUUGGAAGGAAAUGUGCAGGAAAAUGAGGACGAAUUGGUUUCAAAUGAAAUGGAUUUUGAUACACAAUAUAUUUGGCAGAACGAUGAUUGUAUAGAAUUAGUUAGUGAAAAUAAUAUUAUAGAAAUGAGUUAGAAAUUACAUUUUCAUAAAAUUUUAAAGUGAAUAUUUACUUUAUAAUAAAAUUAAUUUAUUGGACUUAAACCUCUGUUGAUUACUCUAUUUUUUAAGUUAUUUCUAAUAAAUCAAUUACUU